Elephantulus edwardii (Cape elephant shrew) is the source of this 1662-nucleotide messenger RNA. RefSeq names its product scaffold attachment factor B1-like. The transcript is spliced from 2 exons. The record is from RefSeq and is a predicted model, not a curated record. The coding region runs from base 43 to 1662 and encodes 539 amino acids. Gene Ontology annotation, molecular function: RNA binding; sequence-specific DNA binding. Lineage: Eukaryota; Metazoa; Chordata; Mammalia; Macroscelidea; Macroscelididae. Gene Ontology annotation, cellular component: nucleus. Gene Ontology annotation, biological process: regulation of transcription by RNA polymerase II; regulation of mRNA processing.
CGGGUUCUGUGUGAAGUGGGCGGUGGAGCCUGAGUCCCUGGAAUGGCGGAGACUCUCUCAGGCCUAGGCGAUUCGGGUGCGUCGGGCGCAGCGGCUCUGAGUUCCGCCUCGUCGGAGACUGGGACACGCGGCCUGAGCGAUCUGCGGGUGAUCGACCUGAGUGAGGAGCUGAAGAAACGUAAUCUCGAUUCUAGCGGCAACAAGAGCGUUUUGGUGGAGCGCCUGAAGAAGGUAAUUGAAGGCGAGGGGGGUAAUCCUGAUGAAAUUGAAAUUACCUCUGAAGGAAACAGGAAAACAGCAAAGAGAUCCAGCAAAGGGCGUAAACCAGAAGAGGAGGGUGCAGAAGAUAAUGGGUUGGAGGGAAAUUCUGGAGAUGGACAGGAUGACGUUGAAACAAGUUUGGAGAACUUGCAGGGCAUGGACAUGACGGAUAUCAGUGUUUCAGAUGAAGCAGAGAUAGAUAAUGGGAGCGUUGCAGAUUGUGUGGAGGACCAGGACACUGACAAUCUGCAGGAGUCCUUAUCUGACAGAGAGCUGGUGGAGGGGGAGAUGAAGGAGCUUCCAGAGACGUUCCACGAGCAUGCUGAGAUGGAGGACAAAGACACUAUAAAUAAUUCAGAUAUUUCAUCAUCUGAUUUCACUAUAUUAGAGGAAAUUGAGGAGCCGUCCCUGGAGCCAGAAAAUGAGAAAAUACUCGACAUUUUGGGGAAAACUUGUAAAUCUGAGCCAGUAAAAGAAGAAGGUUCUGAGCUGGAGCAGCCAUUGGCACAGGAUACAAGUAGCGUGGGGCCAGACAGCAAGCUUGCUGAGGAAGAGGACCUUUUUGACAGCGCCCAAGCGGUCGAGGAGCAGGAGGAGGGCGAUUUAGAUUUGGCCAGUGAGUCAACACACGCUCAGUGGAGCAAGGCAGACACCCUAUUAGCAGUAGUGAAAAGGGAACCCGAGGAGCCUGUCGAGGAGCCGACAGGCGAUGGCGAGAGCGCGGACUCUGAGCCCGCGGGGCUAGAGAAGCCAGUUGAGCAGAGUAGUAAAGGCCCAGAAGACGCGUUCGCCUCCAGGGAGGAGGUGACCACAGAGGCGCCACAGGAAGCCUCAAGCCCUGAGUCCAGAGAUAGCAAAGAAGACGUGAAGAAGUUUGAUUUUGAAGCUUGUAAUGAAGUUCCUCCAGCUCCUAAAGAGUCCUCAGCCAGUGAGGGCACUGAUCAGAAAAUGAGUUCUAGGGAAGAGGACUCUGAUACAAAACGACUUUCCAAAGAUGAAAAGGGCCGCAGCAGUUGUGGUAGAAAUUUCUGGGUCAGUGGACUGUCUUCUACCACCAGAGCUACAGAUUUGAAGAAUCUUUUCAGCAAAUAUGGAAAGGUGGUGGGAGCCAAGGUUGUGACAAAUGCUCGGAGUCCUGGAGCUCGCUGUUAUGGCUUUGUUACCAUGUCCACUGCAGAGGAGGCCAUGAAGUGCAUCAGCCACCUCCAUAAAACGGAGCUCCAUGGCAAGAUGAUCUCGGUGGAGAAGGCCAAAAAUGAACCUAUUGGCAAGAAGACCUCUGACAAGAGAGAGGGCGAAGGGAAAAAAGACAAAAAGAAGCAGGAGGAAGCUGAGGGUGCCAGAUUCCUCAAUAGCCCAUCCGGGGAAUAUGGGGGGAUUUCCGACGGACUUGGAGGCUGA